Molecule: messenger RNA, 571 nt
Organism: Linderina pennispora
Lineage: Eukaryota; Fungi; Kickxellomycota; Kickxellomycetes; Kickxellales; Kickxellaceae
Product: Bet v1-like protein
Exons: 1
Coding region: 146-571 (141 amino acids)
Source: RefSeq, a predicted model, not a curated record
CAACCCUUGUUUUCCUUAACAAAAAUUUUCAGCUUUUCGUAUUGAACUUCAGCCAAAAAAAAUCGGCGCAAACAAACAUCUUUUUCCCCUCUCCAUCGUCUCCGAUAACCAAAACCUUUUCCACCGUACUUUUUCUUUUGUCGCCAUGUCGUCCCAGAACACCGAGUCCCGUGUCAUCAACGCUCCCGUCCAGAAGGUGUGGUCCGCUCUGCGUGCCCAGGAUUUCAAGUUCUGGUCGCUGGUCAAGACCGUCGAGCAGACCGCCUCUGCUACCGAGGUCGGCAGCACCCGCAAGGUGACCUUCACCGACGGCACCGUCCAGGACUACCGUCUGGUUGAGUUCUCCGAGCUGCACAACACCCUGACCUACGAGAUUGUCGACUCGGAGCCCGCUGUCCCCGUGCUCUCUGCCCAGCACACCAUCCGUGUGUUCCGCGUGUCGGCCGAUGACUCGACCUUUGUCCAGUGGUCGUCUGAUUUCAGCUCGGUGGGCUCGGAGGCCGCCGUCGCUGACUCCAAGUACAAGAAGCUGGAGGCCCUGGCUGAUCUGGCUAAGGCUCUGGAGAACUAA